CAGCUCAGUAUGGGAGGGAGGCCGUCAAAGUGACAACGCUUCACGGCGAGAAGGACAGAAGAGGUGUGUUUAGUCUCUGAUGUAGCUUAACGGCAAUAUCAGCGAAGCAGACAUCAGACUUCUUGCUGGAGGAAGGAAACCUCAAUUGAUCGGAUAAAGUGGCAGUCCAUGAACGUGAGGUGCAAAGAUGAACCAAACGGCAUCCGUCUCUCAUCAGAUUGAAUGUCACCCCACCAAGGAUGUCAAGGAGUUUGUGGAUAUCAGCACCCCGCAGAGGAACUGGAAGGGCAUCGCCAUCUCUCUGCUGGUGAUCGUGGCCGUCUGCUCGCUCAUCACCAUGUCUGUGGUCGUCCUCACACCUGCUGAUCACCCGGGUAGCGUCAAGUCUCCGCUGACUGUGGACGAUCUGUACUCUUCAGAGUUCACUGUGCACGACCCAGAAGUCACAUGGAUAAGUAAUUCCGAGGUGGUGUACAGGAACCGAGAUAACCAUGUUGUGAAAUUCGAUUUCACCCGCAACGAGACCCAAGUCCUGCUCAGCAACACAACAUUUGUGGCGUUCAAGGUGGCCAAGUACUCACUCUCAGCGGACCUUCAAUAUGCACUCUUUGCUUAUGACGUCAAACAGGUGUACAGAUAUUCCUACCAGGCUUCCUACAUCGUUUACAACAUAUACACCCGGGAGGUUUGGGAACUGAACCCUCCUGAAGUUUCCAAUGCUGUGCUGCAGCAUGCGGCGUGGGGAAAACAAGGACAGCAACUGAUUUACAUUUUCGAGAACAACAUCUACUAUCAGUCAGACGUGAGGAGCAACUCCCUGCGGAUUACCUCUUCUGGCAUGGCGGGCGUCAUCUUCAAUGGGCUUGCUGACUGGCUUUAUGAAGAGGAGAUUCUGCGCUCACACUUGGCCCACUGGUGGUCCCCCGAUGGAGAGAAACUGGCUUUCCUGACCAUCAACGACACAUUAGUACCAAACAUGGCUUUGGCCCAGUUUACUGGCGGCACCUACCCCCGAGGACUUCAGUACCCGUAUCCCAUGGCCGGCCAGACAAACCCUGCGGUCAAGCUGUCUGUAGUCAAUCUUUUUGGGGUAACGCACUCUGUGGAGCUGCAUCCUCCCUAUCAGCUCAGCCUACGGGAUUUCUAUAUCACCAUGGUGAAGUGGAUCAGUAACACGCACCUGGCCGUGCGCUGGCUCACUCGGGCCCAGAAUGCAUCAGUGCUGACAGUGUGCGAUGCGGCCGUGGGAGUCUGUCUUGCGCGGCAUGAGGACUCUUCAGAUUCAUGGAUCUCCAGGCAGCAGAACCAGGAGCCUCUGUUUGAUAAAGACACAACCAGGUUUUUUCUUGCCGUUCCAUUGAGACAAGGAGGUCAAGGUGACUUCCAUCACAUCACCAUGUUCACCAAAAAGCUCCAAAGCAACAAGGAUGAGAUUGAACACAUCACGUCCGGCGCCUGGGAGGUGACACAAAUUGUGUCUUAUGAUGAAAGCAAGCAGGUCAUAUACUUCCUGAGCACAGAGGUUUCUGCACAACAGAGGCAUUUAUACAGUGUGUCCACCCUGGGUGCAUUUCCACGACAGUGCCUCACCUGUGGACUGCGUGAGGCGUGCACCUUCUUUGAGGCUAACAUCAGCCCUGACGCGGAGCAUGCCAUCCUGCAUUGCAAAGGUCCGGGAGUUCCAUCGGUCCUGCUUCUUAGUUUGGACGAGGUGGACUCUUAUUUCAUUCUGGAGAACAAUCAUCCUCUGUGGUCGAUGCUGUCCACCAAAAGAAUGGUUCAGUCCCGAAUCCACACUAUCCACCAUAGCAACUAUGAACUGCCUCUGAAGCUCAUCCUUCCUCUUGACUUCUCAGAGUCCUUCCUCUACGGCCUUCUGCUCAUUGUAGGCAGCUCUCCUGGUGAUCAGGCAGUCACUGAGGAGUUUAGGCUGAACUGGGACUGGGUGCUGGUGGGCUCGGAGGAGGUGAUUGUGGCCCGGCUCGACGGUCGGGGUUCUGCGUUCCGAGGUCAAAGGAUGCAGCUCCACAAUAACAUUGGGCAGGUGGACGUUGAGGACCAGAUAGCAGCUUUAACGUACUUGGUGAAGCUUCCUUACAUCGAUCCAACUAGGGUUGGCAUUUUUGGAGAGGACUAUGGUGGUUACCUAGCGCUAAUGCUGAUCAAGUCCACCGAGGGAAUGAUCCGAUGCGCUGCAGCUCAGGCUCCUGUUGUUGACUGGACUAUGUAUGCUUCUGCAUUCUCAGAGCGAUAUUUUGGCAUGCCUUCAACUGAGGAGAACAGAUAUCAAAUGUCGAAAGUUCUGCCAGACAUGAAAGGCCUGCAGGGAGGAACUCUGUUUCUCGCCCAUGGGACCGCUGAUGCAAAUGUUCACUUUCAGCACUCAGCGGAACUCAUCAAGCAUUUGAUCAGGGUGGGAGCCAACUACACCAUGCAGAUCUACCCUGAUGAGGGCCACUUCCUGUCAAGACGCAGCCAGAUUCAGCUGAGGCACUCUUUGAUUGGCUAUUUUAGAGGUUGUCUGUUGGAUGCAUCAUCAUUAUUGGACAGGCGGGCUGAAGAUGAGUGAGGAACUCCACAAAAGAAUAGUGUGUGUGUGUGUGUGUGUGUUUUAUACUCUUAGCACAAUUUUUGAUGGACAAGUAAGUGAAGACUUAGAGCAGGGGUGUCCAAACUAAGCAUACAGAAACACUGAGGGAUGCCAAGGCCACUAAACAUUCAUCAUACUUAAUGUAUUAGCAUAUUAAAACCAAGCCAGCAUUUAUACAUUGAUGCACCCCUCACCAUUAAAAAAAAAGAAAAAGAAAAAAAA
Molecule: messenger RNA, 2812 nt
Organism: Hippocampus zosterae (dwarf seahorse)
Lineage: Eukaryota; Metazoa; Chordata; Actinopteri; Syngnathiformes; Syngnathidae
Product: inactive dipeptidyl peptidase 10-like
Exons: 27
Coding region: 188-2569 (793 amino acids)
Biological process (GO): proteolysis
Molecular function (GO): dipeptidyl-peptidase activity; serine-type peptidase activity
Source: RefSeq, a predicted model, not a curated record